AUGACAAAUAUUAGCAACUGCUCGUCCAUAGAUGACUUCCGCAACCAGGUUUACUCCAUAUCCUACAGCAUCAUCACUUUGCUGAGCCUCACUGGGAACGGCUUAGCCCUGGUGGUGCUGAUCAAGACGAACCGCCAGAAUUCCCCCUUCCACGUCUACAUGAUUAACCUAGUUGUGGCUGAUCUGCUGUGUGUGAUGACGCUGCCACUGCGAAUUAUCUACUUUGUCAGAGGGGGCAUCUGGAGCAUGGGGAAUUUCCUCUGUACCUUCAGCUCCUAUGCUCUCUAUGUAAACCUCUACUGCAGCAUCUACUUCAUGGUCGCCAUGUCGAUCACGCGUUUCCUGGCCGUUGUCUAUCCCGUGAAGAACCUGCAGCUGAUGACAGUGAGCCGUGCUCGCCUGGUGUGUGCUGGCAUCUGGUUGUUUAUCUGUCUUUUAUCGUCUCCCUUCCUCAUGAGGGGUCAAUAUAUAGACACUACCACAAAUACAACCAAGUGCUUCGAUGCUCCGAACGGUGAAGUCGGUGAUACACUCAAAGUGCUGAGCUAUUUGUCUCUGGUGAUAGGCUUUGUCCUGCCAUCACUGGUGAUACUGCUUUGCUAUGCCGGCAUUAUCCACACCCUAGUGUCUCGCUCCCGACUGUCUCGCACCCUUUCUGCUCAACGACAGCAGCGGGCCAUGGGCACAAAAGCCAUUCGAAUGAUUGUCAUCGUCUUGUUGACAUUCACAAUCAGCUACAUGCCUUACCACGUGCUGCGAACCGUCUUCCUGUCCCGGGUUCACGACAGCUGCCAGGAGAGGAUCAAAAUGCAGAAGUCUGUCGUGGUGACACUCUGCCUGGCCGCUGCCAACACAUGCUUCGACCCACUGCUGUAUUAUUUCUCUGGAGAGGGUUGUCGCAGCCGCUUUUUCUCCUGUGCUACUCAGUCGCAGACCCAGAAUCUGAGAGAAACCACCCGAAGGUCAGUUAACUCCCAACAGACAGGAAGUCGUCAGGCAUCAAUGUCGGGAUAUGUUAAAGGAAAGAGUUCAGGAUGACCUGUUGCCUCAUUAGUCAUCAGGGAAAGAGUCAAGAAGAACAGAUGUAAGAUAACGUAUGACAGAAAGAGAUUUAACAGAUUUUACGGUGUGUCCAAACUUUUGACUGGUACUGUAUCUGUUGAGUAAUUUUUGACCAUCCUCCUUAAUGCAUAUACUACAAUAUAUUAUGUUUAUUGUGUACCACAUAAUAUCUUGACAGAAUAGUGCCUGUCUAAUUUCACAGAUACUACCUUCUCUCUCUAAGCAGUAA
Molecule: messenger RNA, 1291 nt
Organism: Platichthys flesus (European flounder)
Lineage: Eukaryota; Metazoa; Chordata; Actinopteri; Pleuronectiformes; Pleuronectidae
Gene: cysltr1
Product: cysteinyl leukotriene receptor 1
Exons: 2
Coding region: 1-1038 (345 amino acids)
Biological process (GO): G protein-coupled receptor signaling pathway
Cellular component (GO): plasma membrane
Molecular function (GO): leukotriene receptor activity
Source: RefSeq, a predicted model, not a curated record